This is a messenger RNA of Ctenopharyngodon idella (grass carp), 3525 nucleotides long. Its product is annotated as alpha-tectorin. The transcript is spliced from 15 exons. The coding region runs from base 34 to 3252 and encodes 1072 amino acids. The record is from RefSeq and is a predicted model, not a curated record. NCBI's taxonomy places the organism in Eukaryota, Metazoa, Chordata, Actinopteri, Cypriniformes, Xenocyprididae.
GGAGAGGGCAGCAAUGUAAAGGUGGAUGGACAGAUGGUUGGUCUGCCCGUCAGUGUUGGCUUUGGUCAAAUUCGUAUCUAUCACAGUAGUGUGAGGGGUUUUGUUUUGGAAACAAACUUUGGGGUGACCGUGAGAGCCGACUGGCCACACAUUGUCCGAGUCACAGCACCGAGCUCGUACAACGGUACACUCGGAGGUCUGUGUGGCAACUUGAAUGGAGACAUUGCCGAUGAGUUUUACACUCCAGAUGCUGUCCUUUUGAAUGACACCCAGCUGUUUGCGGACAGCUGGCGUGAUGGAUCCAUAUCAGCCCACUGUGAGGACCCACCUGACAGCUGGGAACCAGGACAUUAUCAGAACAGCAGCCAGUUCAAUGAACAUUGUAGUAUCAUGGCUAUGGAUGAUGGACCAUUUGCUGAGUGCAGCAGAACACUAGAUCCUCAGCAACGGAUAGCAGAUUGCAUUAAGUUGCUGGAGCAGACACAAGGUGCCAGAGAGGCCCUAUGUGAGGCUCUGCGAGGUUACACGCUGCUUUGCCAACAGAAUGGCAUUGCAGUUGAAGAGUGGAGAAGUGUCACCCACUGCGAAUCCACAUGUCCAGCAAAUACCCAUUAUGAAUUAUGCGGCACGUCCUGUCCUGCGUCCUGCCCCAGCCUCUCGUUUCCAUUUCAGUGCACCUUGCAGUGCCAGGAAGGAUGCCAGUGUAAUGAUGGAAAAGUGUUAAAUGGAGAUCGCUGUGUGCCCCCCACGGGUUGUGGUUGCCACUACUCUGGGCGUUAUCGGCAGGCUGGAGAGAGGUUCUGGCAUGGUGAAGAGUGUCAGUUCUUGUGUGUUUGUAACGGAAUCACUGGAAAUGUCCAUUGCACGCCAUCAUCUUGCAGCGAAGAAGAGGUCUGCCAUGUGUUGGACGGCGAGUACGGCUGCCAUCCUCAUCCACGUGCUCGCUGCUCUGCUUCGGGUGACCCCCACUACAUGUCUUUUGAUGGAUCCUUCUUUGACUUCCAGGGCACAUGUCGCUAUGUGCUAGCCACAGUAUGUAAUGACACUGUUGGGCUUCCCCAUUUCCAGGUGGAUGCAAGGAACGAGGCGUGGCAUGGACUCCCGGUGGCAAUUACUGUUGAAGUUUUUGUCAAUGUCUCUGGCCAUCUUGUUCACAUGUCACAGGACAUGAACGGUCAUUCUACCGUUGAGGUUGAUGGAGAGACCAGAAACCUCCCCAUCCUGCUUGAUUCUGGUCAGGUGUCUGUCUACUCCAGUGGACAGUACAUAUUUGUAUCAACCGACUUUGGUUUCAGUGUGAGUUAUGGUGGCUCCUGGACAGUGAACAUCAUUGUACCAGCAGACUACAGUGGGGUUACAUGUGGCCUCUGUGGCAACUUCAAUGGCCAGAGCAACGAUGACUUCAUGACUCCUUCAGGGGCUCUGGUACGCUCAGCAGACCAGUUUGGGGCAAGUUGGAAGGUUGAGGACGAACUGCCAUGCAAUGAUGGGUGUGGAAACAAUUGCCCUUCAUGCCAAGAUCAGACAACUGCCCGUUCCCUGUGUGACAUCAUCAGGUCCAGUGAGGGCCCCUUUAGCUUCUGCCAUGUUUAUGUUGAUCCUCAAGCCUACUUUAAUGACUGUGUGUUCGAUGUGUGUCUUUCUGGAAACCGUAAUGAUGUCCUGUGUCGCUCGAUCCAAACCUAUGUGAGUGCCUGUCAAUCUAACAAUGCUGUUAUCUACCCCUGGAGAGAAAGUGCAUCCUGUGUCAUGACCUGCUCAGAGAACAGCCACUAUGAGUUGUGUGGCACAGACUGUGGUCACACUUGCGCCAGCAGCAUUGAUGCUAGUUGUGAACACACAUGCUCAGAGGGAUGUUUCUGUGAUGAUGGAUUGGUGAGGAGUGGAGGAAUCUGUGUACCGGUGGAGCAAUGUGGCUGCCUUUAUGAUGGAUUCUACUUUAAUGUUGGCGAGCAGUUCUGGGAUCUAGAAUGUUCUCAACUCUGUGAGUGUUUUGCUCCAAAUGAUCUGCGCUGCUCUGCUUCUUCCUGCCAACCGAAUAUGGAGUGUACGGUCAGAGGUGGACGUCGGGGCUGCUAUGAAGAGAGCACCACACACAUGACCACCACCAGAUCAAGCCUUUCCUCAGAAGAGAGCACCACACACAUGACCACCUCCAGAACAAGCCUUCCCUCAGGUGAAGGAGACCGCUGUUCUCAGCUCAACUGCACUGAGGAUGAACGCUGUGAAGAGGAACAUGGUGCUUACGGCUGUUUCUGCAAGGACAACCAUCACAGAUCUCAGCGUGACUCCUUUGAUUUCAUUGAAACCUGUGAAAGCAGCUCUGGCUCCAUGUCUCUGUCUCGCUGUCAGCUCUUUGAGGCUGGUUUUCCUUCUGACAUCUUACACCUCAAUGAUCCCAACUGCAGAGGAACAGUCCGGAAUGGCAGAGUGGAGUUCUAUUUUGACAACAAUGACCACAUCUGUGGUACAAGUCUUGUGGCCAACGGCACCCACUUCAUCUAUGAGAACGUAAUUGUGGGAGAGCCAAACACAGCUGGGCAUCUCAUAAGCAGGAAGAAAAUUCUGAAGCUUCCUUUCAGCUGUGUGUAUUCACAAACCCAAACACUCUCCAUGGACAUCAACCCUCUGGAGAGCACUGUGCACAGGAUCCUUCCUGCUGGUCAAGGGACCUAUCAGGUCAGGAUGAUUCCCUAUCAGGAUGCUGAAUUCUCUCACCCCUUCACUGGUAGUGUGAACGCAGAGCUGAACAAGCGUAUUUUUGUGGAAGUUCGUGUUGAUGGAGUCGACAGCCAUCAGUUUGCCUCAGUGAUUGACACAUGUUGGGCUACACCUGUGAAUGAUCGCCAUUACUCUCUCCGCUGGGACCUCAUCGUUGAUAGGUGUCCUAAUCCAGAUGACAAUACAGUGGAGCUUCUGCAGAAUGGAGUUUCCACAUCCAGCCGUUUCUCUUUUGAGAUGUUUAUCUUCACUGCAAACUCCACAAAGGUUUACCUGCACUGCGCUAUUCACCUUUGUCUUCAGACAGACAAUCACUGCUCAGUGCACUGUGACUCUGAACACCACGGGAGAGAGGGCAGAUCUGUGAAAUACCAUGACAGUGGUUCCAUAUCCAUGGGCCCAUUGGUGUGGUCUGACAGUAACAAAGAUACGCGUGUGCCACGUCAAGUGCAAGUAUCCAGGGCUCCAUGGCUGUGUGGUUCUCUGACUAUAUCACUUAUAUCUCUGAUGAGUGUCCUGAUAUUCUCCUAGAAUAUUUCCACUAAGAAUCACCAUCUUUUACACAUCUAGUCUAAUCUCUUCUGUAAUUCAUGUGGCACUGAUGCCAUGCUGUUACAAGCUUUCUAUAACGUGACCUUUGGGUGUUUAUGUAGAAAAUCUCAACCUUUAAAAUCUUUUUCAGUUAAAACCUUUACUGAUAAUCUGACAGUCAUUUUAUUAAUCAGAUAAUGUUAUAAAUUGAGUCUAAUUACUGUUGUGAGAAUAAAGCAUAUGAUAUGAGAUAAUAAACUGAUUGUGCAUGUA